AGACGCAGGUGCCACGCAGUUUUCGCCACGGUGAUCAAUUCAUAAGGGCUGCCGUCGAGUGUCGAGUUAUGCUGAAAGAUGUCGUCGAACGCCGAAUUAUUACGUGUCCUUUUAUUUUCUAUCUUGGUGCUUAUUUUAGCCAACAUAUCAAUAGCUGCUGAUACGCCGAAAAAUCUUAAUCCUAAAGAUCCAAGUCAUAGAGCAGGGAUUCUUGACAAUGAUUCACCAAAAGAAACUUCAAAAAUAGCAGGGCAUGUUAAACACAAAAACUCUAAACCAACUAGUAUUGUUAUAACAAAAGGGCAUCAUCCCGUGGAACAACAUGUGCCAAAAGAAGAGUCUAAAGAACCAGCAGAGGAUGUAGAUGAUCAUGGGCAAGCAAUGAAAUCGAAUAAGGGAGAUGAAAAUGCGCAUCAUGUGGACAAAGCAGCACCAGUGGAACCACAUGAAAAGAAUACAAUAGAAGAGGAAAAUGAUGGGCACAGUAAUGAAGCUGUAGAGAAGGAAAAAGAAGAUUCUCAAAGCAAUGAAACUGAAGAAAAGAAAAACCAAAAGCCCAGCAAAAAGGGCCUUGGUGUUGUAAAAGUACUGAAAAAACAGGGGCAAGAUAAUGUCAAAGGCUUCAAAUUGUCAAAACAACCAGCAUGUGUCGAUGAUAUAAAGCAGUUGUGCUCAAAUCUACCAAAGGAUAACAAUUUUGCUGUCCUUGUCUGUCUACAAGAUGCAGCAGCACAAGACGACGACCAAGUUUCUGAUGAUUGUCACGCGCUAUUGUGGGAAUACAAGAAAAACCUCACAUCAAGUGUUAUGUUUGACAAGGCAGCGUUUGAAGUCUGUGAAACAUUUCUUAGCGAGAUUAAAUACUGCCAAGGAGAUUUCCCAAACGACGGGUCAUUCGUCAACUGCCUUGUUGAGCACAGAGAAUUAGCCAAGGACCAGAAAUGUCGUGCAUUCUUGCACAAAAUGGCUGCUAUUGUUUACAGCGACUAUCGCUUGAUCAAGGGCUUUUACAAUGAAUGUCAUCAAGACGUCGUCAAGUAUAACUGUGGUAAAUUAUCAACAAAAACAGAAAGUGAUCCACACACGCAAGCUGAGGUUAUCGAAUGCCUCGAAGACAAUAUCAUAAACGUGUCGGAAAAGUGUCAGAUCGAGAUUAAGAAAGUCGCCGAACUGUCAUCCGACGAUUAUCACAUGGACCGGGCAAUUUUCUACGCAUGUCAAGAUGCGCGAACAAGAUUUUGCUCAACGGUGCAAGCUGGGGAUGGACGUAUUUAUAAAUGCCUCAUGAAACACAAAAUGGAGGAAACAAUGGCUGAAGAUUGUCGAGAAGCUCUAACAGUCAGGCAAAAGCUAAUGCAAGAGGAUGUCAAGGUCAAUCAUCCUUUAUGGGAACAAUGUGAGAAGUAUUUCCACGAGUUUAAAUGCGAGAGAAAAGGGGAGACUUCGAAUGGCCAAGCAUCACAUUUGAUUUUGUGUCUCAAUGAGAAGAUCGCCGAUGGCAAGGAUGUAAGUGCAAAGUGCCAAGUCGAAAUGCAAGACUUCGCUUCCCAGCUGUUUGCCGAUUAUAAAUUAAACCCAGAAGUUAUAGCACAUUGUAGCCAUCACUUGGAAACGGUUUGCAAAGAUCAACUGAAAGCAGAAGGUGGUGCGUUAGACUGUUUGAUGGGAUUGGGAGAUCAACUGAAUCAGUCCUGCUACGAAGCGGUUCAUGAAGUUUUGAAGGAAACCAACGCAGGUGGCGACUUUCAAAUCGACAAGCCGUUGUUUAUAAAAUGCCAGCCGUUUAUUGAAACCAGUUGCAAGGGAAAAUCAAAAUCACUAGUUCUAAGCUGUUUAAUGGACAACAUGCGAUCUGAAUCAAUGUCACAAGAUUGUCAGCAAGAACUUUUCCACCUGCAGUUUUUCCUUGCAAGAGAUUUCAGUCUUGACGAGCAACUCUUCAUGGACUGCAAAGAUGAUGCAAAGCGAAUCUGCAAUGCCCCUGAUUUCAAUGCUGAAUUCACGUCAGUCCCACCUGGUAUUAUAUUUGCGUGUCUGUAUCGUGCAACUAUGAAGGAUGUUAGCAAAGAACACCAGGCCUCUCCGACAUGCGGUGCCCAUGUCAGAAGGUUGAUGCAUGCAAGAGCAACCAGUGUGAAACUCAUGCCAGAAAUAGAGACAGCCUGUCUGGGCGACUUGGGAAGCUUUUGCGUCGGAAGCAUCAAGGAAGGAGAGGAGGUAAAGUGCUUGCAAGACCGUUACGAAGACUUAUCUGAAAAAUGUAAAGGGGCUGUUGCCAAUUUCACUGAAAUGGAAUCUGAGGACUAUGAACUGGAUAAGGAUCUCGUUAAUGCUUGUGCGCCAAUGGUUAUAAAAUUUUGUCAGGAUGUAGUUAAAGAUGGCAAUCCAGAUGAAGUCCUACCGUGUUUGAUUAAAAACAAGCACAGUUCAGAGAUGGAUUUACAGUGCACUUCGGCAGUUGAACACUGGCAAAUCCUCGAACUGAAAGACAUCAGAUUUUCCCAUAAACUAAAGAAAGCGUGUUUUGAUGACAUUGAAAAGAACUGUCCCCAUUCUAAGUCAAAGCUUGACGCAGUCAAAUGUCUAAGUACAGAAAUGCAGAAAAACAUUAAAGAAAAUCGUCAGUCAGCGGUGUCGCAAGAAUGUCAGGAUCAAAUAAGGGCUGAGCUUAUUGAAGAGCACGAGGACAUUGUUAAUCUUGAUCCCGAAUUCCAAAAUGCAUGCCAAGAAGAUUUAUCGAGUGAGGAUAAGCCGUGCCACCAGUAUAUGCACAAAGGACAGGCCAAGGCUGAAGAAUGCUUGCGACAGCAUUUCGAAAGUCUGACACAAAAAUGCCGCUCUGUAUUGUUCAAAGUUGAGCUCGAAGAAGCCGAAAAUCCAGCUCUGGAUUACCAGUUAACCCAUGCGUGCAAAUCAAUGUUGAAGAAACACUGUAUGGAUAGAUCUCCUAAAAAAUACAUUGAUUGCUUAAGAGAACACGAAAAUGAUGUUGAAAUGACAACCGAAUGCAGAAAUGUCCUUUUUGAAAGGAAAAAGGAGGGUGCUAAAGAUUUUCGGCUGGACCCUGAUAUCGCUGAAUUUUGCAAAGCAGACAUUCAUAAAUUUUGCAAAAACAUCGCAGAAACCGAUAACAGAGGACUAGUGAUGAAUUGCCUCAAGAAGCAGGUUGAGGGUGGCAGACUGUCAGAGGAAUGCAAUGACUACGUGAAGUCCCGGAUGGAAGAAGCUGCUCUAGAUUAUCGUCUUGAUCCAGUCUUAGAACACGCAUGUGCCGACGAGGUUGGAAAAUUUUGUAGCAAAGAAAUGAGUGACCGAGGCCAUGGUGAAAUCGUUGACUGUUUGAAGAGGAACUACAAAAAACUUCUUUCCAAAACUUGUAAAGAGGAAGUAAAAAGAAUGAUAGGAGAGGGCAUCACAGAUAUCCACGCAGAUCCACACCUGGUUCAAGAAUGUAAUAUAGAUAUUCAAAAAUAUUGUACGCAUAUUGUAGAUGUGGACGGAAAAGUUGUAGAAUGUCUGUUGGACGUUUAUAAUUCCAAAACAUUAGUGCUUGCUAGUGACUGUAAAAAGCUGAUUCGAAAACGAAUGGAGAUGUGGAGUGCUGUUGAUGUGACGGCCAGAUUUCAGAGUUUGAAUGACGUCAUUUCACAUGUCCAUGCAUCACCCAAUCGACAGUACAUAUACACUGUAACCCUAUGUAUGUUAGCUGUUAUUUUUAUAGGCGGUCUUUGCUGUGGUCGUAUAACUAAGAGAGUAGCUCGAGAGUACAAAGAUCGAUAAAAAAUAAAUCCUCAAUCCCGGAUGAUGUGGUAAGGUUGCCUGGCAUAACAGUUCUAUUCCAGUUUGCAGGAAGUAGAAGUGUAACUAAAGACGUUCUUAAAAACACCAAUUAAUUUAUUAGAUUAUUUCUAUACUUACAAUAUGAUCUACAUCAUACAAGCUCCAGUAGAUCUUUGCAACAAGGCCCUAGUUGAACAACUAAGCUGAUAUUUUAGCAAAUGUAGUGAUGAGAUCACCACUCUUUCAUCACACAUACAUGUAAACUUGUACUAUAAUAGGCUUUAGUUAUAAAAACUACUUUAUACUUGUUACUGUGAUUUGUUUCAAUAAUGUACUGUCAAAGAUAACAACUGAUUGUUUAAGUCCAAAACAAAAGCUCUAGGCACCACCACUAACUUUAGGCAACUAUUUCUUUUUAUGUGAUAUUUUUCGCUUAAUACUUUUUGAGAACGGGGACAAAUAAAAUACACAGAAGCUUUGUUUUUUAAAUUCAAUGUGAAAAAUAUGUUGCUACUAAUGAUGUUUUAAUUCUUAAUGUUAGAUAUGUUGCACCAUACAAGCCUUUCUUUAAAAAAUACCUAAAUGAAAUAGUUACUAGAGCCUUCUAGAACAGUUCCUUUGCUAGAUUUUUAUUUAUUAGUUUACCAAACAAAUACUUGUGUUUUGCCAUUUAUCUUGAAUGAUAUUCGCAUUGGAAUGAUAGUAUCAAAAGUUCUGUUUUUCACUUCACAUUUAGUGCUGUUUGAUAUUCUAAGAUAAUGAAGUAAGGCCAGAGCAGUUGUUGUGAUUUUGAUAAAAACUUUCUUUGAUUAAAGGAAACAUGAAAAUACUCAAAAUGGCUUUGGAAAAAGCAAACAUUUUUCAAAGCCAUUUUUAAUUCCUGUACCACAAAGAGAUUGUUUUUAAAAAUAUUCCUAGGCUUUAAAAUUCUUUAAAAGUAACCCUUCAUUUCUAAUGUACAAAAGUUCUUUUUGUUAUCAAUUGAACAUUACCUGUGUUUCAGAUAAUAAGUUAGCUGAGGUCCAUAAACCUAAUUAAAAUGCUAUUUCUUUGGGUAGCAAAAGACACCGUAAUACUUCUUAUAUUAAAAUCAAUCAAUUAUAAUUAUAGAUCUGUAGAUUCUCUUCGUUUGUAUUUUAAUGUCAAGAUUACGUAUUAAAAUUAGUCUACUAGAUGCAUAUUUGGUUUUGAAAUCCUAACCAGAGCCUUUAGAAAAUAUGUUGUACCAGAGUUGUUUUUGAUUGGAAAUUUAAUUAUGUAUGAAGCAAAA
Molecule: messenger RNA, 5050 nt
Organism: Rhopilema esculentum
Lineage: Eukaryota; Metazoa; Cnidaria; Scyphozoa; Rhizostomeae; Rhizostomatidae
Product: Golgi apparatus protein 1
Cellular component (GO): Golgi membrane
Source: RefSeq, a predicted model, not a curated record